UUGCAACUUAAUUUGCAAUUCAUAACCAAUAAAAUAGAUAUUAAUAUUUAACCAAGAAAAGAGAGAGUAUCUUUGUGAUUGAAGAGUAAUGGAAGAUUGUCAUCCUCAAUUGAGAGGUGGAAGAAAAAAAGGGAAAGGUUACAUUCAUGGAUUAUCAACCAAUCAGAUUGAAGUAAUGGCUUCCAUGUGUGAGACCCUUUUUCCUUCCAUUCCAUUGAAUAAAGAAAAUUCUCAAGAUCAAGUUAUUUCAUCAUUCUACACAACUUCUGGUUCUCAGUUUCCACUUCCUGAUGAGGCUGCAGAGCUAUUUUUAUGGUUCAAGAAGAGUGCACCAGAAGCUAUUCCAUUGAUGAGUUGGAUUCUAUGGAUUCUGUCAUUCAAAUUAGGGACACUAUUUCUUUGUGGAACUCUUUGCUUGCAUUGGAAGUGGCCUUUUAUUCUCAAAUUUUCUGAGAUUUCUUUGGAAAAGAGAGAACAAAUUUUGAAGAAAUGGUCAAAGGAGAACCGUUGGAUACCUCUAAGGAUGGUGUUUGUGAUAAUCAAACUUGCUUUCUUCUAUAAUUUGUUCACAAGGACAGAUGUAAAUGGCCAUAAUCCAAUGUGGAAAGCAAUAGGCUACAAUGUAGACACUAGGGAAAAGUUGAAACCAAAGAAGAGGCCCCUCCAAGAAGGUGUAAUAGAAACAACUUAUGAAACCAAUUCUACCUUAAUCCAAUCCCUGAAUGAAAAAGGCGUCGAAGUCACCGAAGAUGAAGACCAGAACAUGUACAAGAUCAAAUGUGAUGUUGUCAUUGUCGGUUCCGGUUGUGGUGGAGGAGUUGCAGCUGCAAUUCUUGCAAAGUCAGGUCAUAAAGUGAUCAUCCUAGAGAAAGGAGAGUAUUUUGUUUCUCAAGAUUAUUCGUCAUUGGAACGUUCGUCCAUGAGCGAGUUAUACGAAUUAGGUGGAAUCAUGCCAACAAUUGACGGUAAAAUGUUGAUUUUGUCCGGCUCAACUGUCGGGGGAGGUUCAGCUAUAAACUGGGCUGCAUGUGUAAGAACACCAGAUUCUGUUAUGAAGGAAUGGUCUGAAAAAUAUAAACUACCUUUUUUCGCAAGCUCUGAUUAUAAAUCCGCAAUGGACGUCGUUUGCAAAAGGAUUGGCGUGACAGAUAAAUGUAACAAGGAAAGUUUUCAAAAUCAAGUUCUUCGAAAAGGUUGCGAAAGUAUCGGUUUAAAAGUUGAAUCAGUUGCAGUGAAUGCUUCAGAAGAUCAUUAUUGUGGUUCGUGCUGUUACGGUUGUAGAACAGGAGAUAAAAAAGGAACUGACACAACUUGGUUGGUUGAUGCUGUCGAAAACGGCGCAGUUAUCCUCACUGGAUGUAAAGCUGAGAAAUUCAUAUUAGAAGAUGGAAAGAAUGGAACAAAGAGAAAGAAUUGCUUAGGAGUGAUUGCUGCAACAAGUUGGAAAAGUAAGAUAACAAUGAAACUCCAAAUAGGAUCCAAAGUAACUAUUUCAUCAUGUGGAUCAUUACUUACACCUCCCCUAAUGAUUUCAAGUGGACUAAAAAAUCCGAACAUCGGAAGGAACCUUCAUCUCCAUCCGGUUCAAUUUGCUUGGGGCUAUUUCCCCGAAAACAUGACCGACUUAAGUGGUAAUAACUAUGAAGGAGGAAUCAUUACUUCUAUACACAAAGUACUUGAAGAGAAUUCCACGCCGAAAAUCAUUAUUGAAGCACCGUCUUUAGGACCGGGAUCAUUUUCGGCAUUCGUUCCAUGGCUCUCAGGAGUCGAUAUGAAAGACAGAAUGGCGAAAUAUGCAAGAACUGCUAACCUUUUUGCAUUGGUUAGAGAUAAAGGAUCAGGAGAAGUAAAAAGUGAAGGAAGAGUUUCUUAUAGACUUGAUCAAAUGGACAAAGAAAAUCUUAGAAUUGGACUAAGGAAGGCAUUAAGGAUUUUGGUUGCGGCCGGAGCUAUUGAAGUUGGAACUUAUAGGAGUGAUGGACAAAAAAUCAAAUGUAGUGGAAUCAAACAAGAAGAUUUGGAGGAGUUUCUUGAUGAUGUUGUGGUUGUCGGAGGACCGAGGUCGAGUGGUGAACUUUGGACAAUGUUUACUUCUGCACAUCAAAUGGGGAGUUGUAGAAUGAGUGACAAUGAAGAAGAGGGUGCAGUUGAUGAGAAUGGAGAAUGUUGGGAAGCAAAAGGGUUAUAUGUGUGUGAUGGAAGUGUUUUACCUAGUGCUGUUGGUGUUAACCCUAUGGUAACUAUUGAAUCUACAGCAUAUUGUAUUGCAAGUAAAAUUGCAGAAUCACUUAAAGAAAAAUUAUAGAUAGAGAUUGGUUAAUUAUAAUGAAGUUUGUAUUAUUUCAAUAGAAGAAAUUCAUUGAAAAUGUAUAUGUACUUUUCAUUUUUUUU
Molecule: messenger RNA, 2391 nt
Organism: Trifolium pratense (red clover)
Lineage: Eukaryota; Viridiplantae; Streptophyta; Magnoliopsida; Fabales; Fabaceae
Product: long-chain-alcohol oxidase FAO2-like
Exons: 4
Coding region: 89-2305 (738 amino acids)
Molecular function (GO): flavin adenine dinucleotide binding; long-chain-alcohol oxidase activity
Source: RefSeq, a predicted model, not a curated record